This is a messenger RNA of Tricharina praecox, 900 nucleotides long. RefSeq lists its product as uncharacterized. The record is from RefSeq and is a predicted model, not a curated record. Lineage: Eukaryota; Fungi; Ascomycota; Pezizomycetes; Pezizales; Pyronemataceae. The transcript is spliced from 5 exons. The coding region runs from base 1 to 900 and encodes 299 amino acids.
AUGUGCCUUAUCCCUGAUUUUUUCACUCCAUUGACACCCUCAAGGCGCCUGGGGAGUGCAAGCGUUUACUCGUCUGCACCUGCCGGUCAGGUGUACGCCCAGCUCCACAGGCACCACAGUGCCAAGGGCCACUAUGAUGUCGCGAUCAGGCGUGUCGAGCAGCUAUGGGGAAGGCAAUGGCGAUGCGAUGUCCUGAAGGUGUCGGUCAAGCAUGUGACCGAGGUCUGGAAGAAGGACAGAAUGGUUCUGGAGACUCUAUAUCCCACCGCAGUCUGUCAAUACUUCUACGCGCGGCUCGAUUUGGCGACAAUGAAAAAAAUCUUCAAGUGCAUCGGCACUGAAGUUGAUCUAAACGAUAUCUUCAACUCGCCGGCUGCCGAGUUGUACUCGACGUUCUACUGCAACAUAUGCGAUUACGUCCUGCAACAUUGUGUGAAGCCCGGCAGUAACCGCACCAAGCACGACGACGACCAGCUUUACGAUAGUUGCCGUCUCAUUGCCCGCGAGGAGAAGUUUGAUCACCUGGACGUGGACGAUAUCCCGGUUCUUCCAAUGAAGCCAUUCAGUCCUGUUCAUUCCCACAGUAAGCGUGUCCACGGUUCAAGAGGUGGCGAGGAAGAGAUGGGAGAGAUGGAUCCUCGAGAGGAAGAGGAGGAGGAGGAUAGGCGGGAAGGGGAGGAGGGUGAUCAGCCCACCUCCGUCACUCUCGACAGCCCACCUCCUCGACAGCCCACCUCCGUCGCCCAUGAGUCGAGCACGUCCACCACCUCUCUACAAUUGACCCUCGACAGCCCACCUCCUUGGGCCUGCCUCUAUCACCCGCGAGUCGAGCACCUCUACCUCGAGGACCUUCAUCCCACACACCUCCAUCCCAAGCACCUCCAUCCCGAGUACGAUUGA